AUGUCUCAAAUUCAAACAUUAUCAGAUAUAGAAGUUGAAUUGGAGCAUGUAAGAAGCAAACUCGAUCACCUGAAAUUGGAGGCUAUAUCAAAAUCUGUAGACUAUUUAGCCUGUUCUACAAUAGUUGGUGAAGAUAAUGAAAAAAAUAUAGUCAAGUUUGACUUACAGAAUGAGAAUGUUUUCAUAUCUAAUAUAUCUAUGAUUAAUGAAUCUAACAAUAGUCUUAAACCAUAUUUUGAAUGCAAAAAAAAAAUAGAAGAUAUUGAAAAAAUCGAUGAUGAUGACAGAGACAUCCUUAUACCUAAGACACAUAUAAAUUCAGAUCCACAGAUUUUGGUAAGAGGAAUAGAAGAGAUGAAACCUAGUCUUGAGACAAGUAGUUUGGUGUCAUCACUAUCGACAUAUAUGUUACUUAUUUUGAUUAUUGUUGUUAUAUGA
Messenger RNA from Cetraspora pellucida, 438 nucleotides. NCBI's taxonomy places the organism in Eukaryota, Fungi, Glomeromycota, Glomeromycetes, Diversisporales, Gigasporaceae. The record is from the annotation of a GenBank genome assembly.